Molecule: messenger RNA, 1102 nt
Organism: Zingiber officinale
Lineage: Eukaryota; Viridiplantae; Streptophyta; Magnoliopsida; Zingiberales; Zingiberaceae
Product: probable xyloglucan endotransglucosylase/hydrolase protein 23
Exons: 3
Coding region: 107-952 (281 amino acids)
Biological process (GO): cell wall biogenesis; xyloglucan metabolic process
Cellular component (GO): cell wall; apoplast
Molecular function (GO): hydrolase activity, hydrolyzing O-glycosyl compounds; xyloglucan:xyloglucosyl transferase activity
Source: RefSeq, a predicted model, not a curated record
GGUUCAUCCGCCUCCCUCACUCAGUUCCAGUCCAUUCAUUGUCUCACAGCUCAAAGUUUUACAGAUAUCACAAUCCACUUCUGCUUCUCCACCUUCAUCUAUUCCGAUGAAGUGCUUUCUGUUUGCUAUCCUCGCUUGUUCUUUUCUCAACAUUGCUUCUGCCGGCAGUUUUUACCAGGACUUCGACAUCAUUUGGGGUGAUGGUCGAGCAAAGAUCCUCGACAAUGGCCGGCUCCUUACUUUGUCACUUGACAAAACUUCAGGAUCUGGCUUUCAGUCCAAGAAUGAGUACCUCUUCGGUAAGAUUGACAUGCAGGUCAAGCUAGUUCCUGGCAACUCUGCAGGCACUGUCACUGCCUACUAUUUAUCUUCGCAAGGACCAACGCAUGAUGAAAUCGACUUCGAGUUUUUGGGGAAUCUCAGUGGAGACCCGUACACUCUUCAUACCAACGUUUUCGCACAGGGGAAGGGCAACCGGGAGAUGCAAUUCAAGCUGUGGUUUGAUCCGACCAAGGACUUUCACACCUACUCCAUCCUGUGGAAUCCAAGACAUGUCAUCUUCAUGGUUGAUGGAACACCAAUUAGAGACUUCAAAAACCUGGAAUCCAGAGGUAUUGCUUUUCCUAAGAACCAGCCCAUGAGGAUCUACUCUAGCCUUUGGAAUGCAGAUGACUGGGCUACCAGAGGCGGUGCCAUCAAGACUGAUUGGUCCAACGCACCAUUCCUAGCAUCUUACAGAAACUUCAACUCCGACGCUUGUGUUGCAUCUUCCAGUUCCACCAACUGUGCUUCAGAUGCAGCUACCAUCAAGAGUGGGUGGUGGAACCAAGAACUGGAUUUUACUGGCCGAAAGAGAAUGAAGUGGGUGCAGCAGAACUACAUGAUCUACAACUACUGCACUGAUAGCAAGAGGUUCCCUCAGGGUCUACCCCCAGAGUGCUCCCUUGACUGAGAGAAAUAAAGAGAACGAGCAGUAUUAUUCUUUUAUUCAUAUGCACAGUACGGGAAAUUGUUAUGGUCGUCUUUCUUGUGAGCAAGAUAUGUUGCCACGAAUUAAGAAAUAAAAUUAUUACUUUCUCAGCUGUCUAAGCUGAGCAGAACA